Molecule: messenger RNA, 1677 nt
Organism: Astyanax mexicanus (Mexican tetra)
Lineage: Eukaryota; Metazoa; Chordata; Actinopteri; Characiformes; Acestrorhamphidae
Exons: 2
Coding region: 80-448 (122 amino acids)
Source: RefSeq, a predicted model, not a curated record
GCAAGGACUCUUUGACUCUUUGAUCAGCAAAUUUUAGUCUUUCAAAUUUAAAUCAAACAGUAAAACUUAAGAUUUGACAAUGUGCUUCCAAAUUCCUACUCUCAUCUCCUGCAACACCCGUAGACACUGGCAUCAGGGCAGAAACCGCAAUCCUAGCAACCUGUUGUACCCACCUAGUUCACUAAGUAUUCAGGUGUUGGUGCAUGGGGGACUCUGGAAUUGCCAUUCUGCAGUUCUGAAGGCUGACUUCAUCACAGCUCUUGCCUCUGCUCAAUCUCUGGACUUCCUGGCUCUGACUGAGACUUGGAUCACUCCAGAGAACUCUGCAACUCCAGCUGCCCUGUCAUCUGCUUUUGCCUUCUCCCACUCUCCACGGCCAACCGGCAGGGGUGGUGGAACUGGCCUGCUUCUGUCGCGUUUCAUCCCGCAUCUCAGCAUGUCUCAGUGAUGUCUCGAUGUGGAUGAGUUCUCAUCACCUAAAACUCAACCCCAGCAAGACUGACCUUCUGUUCAUCCCAGGAACUACGAGCCUUCACAACAAUAUCUCCAUCUCUUUCGACAACUCACUGGUCACUCCAUCGGCAGAAGCACGAAGCCUUGGUGUAGUAAUGGAUGACCAGUUAUCAUUCUCGAGCCAUAUUGCAAAUCUGACUCGGUCAUGCAGAUUUCUCCUGUACAACAUUCGAAGAAUUUCUGUCUCAGGAAGCCACUCAGGUGCUUGUGCAUCUCUUGUCAUCUCAAGACUUGACUACUGCAACUCUCUACUGGCUGGUCUUCCACUGAGAGCCACCAAACCACUACAAUUAAUUCAGAAUGCUGCAGAAUGCUGCAGCUGCAGACAGAAGUCUUCAAUCUUCCGAAGUUCAGUCAUGUGACUCCUUUGCUGCGUUCCCUCCACUGGCUUCCUGUUGCCGCCCGCAUCCGAUUCAAAACCCUGACGCUGGCCUACAAGGCAAGAAACGGACCAGCUCCUUCAUACUUGAUGGCGAUGGUCAAAGCCAGAUCUGCACCAAGAGCUCUUAGAGCUUCCAGUACGGCUCGGCUUGAACCUCCAUCACUCAAAACACACAGAAAACAGACAUCCAGACUCUUCUCUGUGCUGGCACCAAGGUGGUGGAAUGAACUUCCACUGGAUGUCAGAACAGCAGAGUCACUCGCCGUCUUCAAACGUCGACUGAAGACACAUCUUUUUAAAGAGUUCCUAAACUAAAAAAAAAAAAGGUUCCUAGGGUUCUAAACAUGAUUAAGUUCUAUGUAUCUCUUGAUCCUAGUCUACAAACUAGCUUUGGAUAUCUUAAGUAACUUUGAAGCACUGUUGUAAGUCGCUCUGGAUAAGGGCGUCUGCUAAAUACCGAAAAUGUAAGUGUAAAUGUAAAUAGUUUACAGACUUGGUAUAUGUAAAAAAUGAAUAAAGAAAUAAUUAAAAACACCACAGGCUUAUACAUUUUACCAUAUUAUUUUCGAAUUAUAAUUAGUUUAAACAACUAUCAGUCUAUCUAGCAUUCAGAAAACGGAAGUUAAGCUUGAUCAGCGAUCUCACAGCGGCGAAAACAGCCAUAGCUACCCAAUCUGUGCACCCUGCUCAGUUUGCAGUGCACAUGCAUGGCACAAAUCGGGCACGAGUACAGAUCGGGUAGUGACAGUCACACUGUUCCUGAACAGAGGACCUUGCAUAUU